Molecule: messenger RNA, 3414 nt
Organism: Megalopta genalis
Lineage: Eukaryota; Metazoa; Arthropoda; Insecta; Hymenoptera; Halictidae
Gene: kn
Product: EBF transcription factor knot
Biological process (GO): regulation of DNA-templated transcription
Molecular function (GO): DNA binding; DNA-binding transcription factor activity
Source: RefSeq, a predicted model, not a curated record
UGGGGACGAAAACUGUACGGGGCGAGCGUAGCUCCGCCACCGCCGCCGCCUCAUCACCACCCGCGGGCGCCGCUCGUUUUCGCGCCUCAGGACAUGAGGCAGAUACUCAAGGAAGAGCCGGUGCCACGUGCUUGGCCGCAGCCUGCGCUCGCCAAUAACGGAACAGUCGGCGUGAGCAGAGCUCAGUUCGAGAAGCAACCGCCGAGCAAUUUAAGGAAGAGUAAUUUCUUCCAUUUCGUGAUCGCACUCUAUGAUCGACACGAUCAGCCUAUCGAGAUAGAAAGGACCUCGUUCAUGGGUUUCGUCGAGAAAGAUCAGGAGUCCGAAGGCCAAAAAACGAACAAUGGAAUCCAAUACAGCUUGCAUCUGCUCUACUCCAACGGUGUCAGACAGGUGCAAGAUAUCUACGUUAGGCUGAUCGACUCGGCGACGAAACAAGCGAUCAUGUACGAGGGACAGGACAAAAAUCCUGAAAUGUGCAGAGUCCUUCUAACACACGAAGUGAUGUGCAGUCGGUGCUGCGACAAGAAAAGCUGCGGGAACAGAAACGAAACGCCCAGCGACCCUGUGAUCAUCGACCGAUUCUUCCUUAAGUUCUUUCUCAAGUGCAACCAGAACUGCCUUAAGAAUGCCGGCAACCCACGCGAUAUGAGGCGCUUCCAGGUGGUCAUUUCCACGCAAGUAGGAGUAGAGGGACCGCUACUGGCAGUCUCGGACAACAUGUUCGUCCACAACAACAGUAAACAUGGGCGCAGAGCGAAACGAUUGGAUCCCAGCGAUCCCGGCGAAUACAACAGUCUCUACACUCCAGUUCCCCUGCAAACACCGUGCAUAAAGGCAAUAUCGCCGAACGAAGGCUGGACGACCGGAGGAUCGACGGUGAUAAUCAUAGGUGACAAUUUCUUUGACGGGCUUCAAGUAGUGUUCGGGUCGAUGUUGGUCUGGAGCGAGCUAAUCACGCCGAACGCGAUCAGGGUUCAAACUCCGCCGAGGCAAAUACCAGGUGUCGUCGAGGUCACAUUAUCGUAUAAGACUAAACAAUUUUGCAAGGGGGCGCCUGGGAGAUUUGUCUAUGUUUCAUUGAACGAGCCAACGAUCGACUAUGGCUUCCAAAGGUUACAAAAGCUGAUCCCCCGGCACCCCGGCGACCCCGAGAAAUUACCGAAGGAGAUUAUACUGAAGAGGGCGGCGGACCUCGCGGAAGCUUUGUACAGUAUGCCCAGAAGUGGAAACGCGGGAAUUACAGGUGCUCCCAGGAGUCCCGGAUCGGGCCACCCACCUGCGCCGCCCACAUCCAGUUCGGCGACGGCGUUCAACUCGUAUACAGGGCAACUAGCGGUGACAGUGCAAGAAAACGGUAGUGCGGCGAAAUGGACGGACGACGGUAGUUCCGUGACGACAGGAGCCAAUGCUGGAGGCGGAGGUGGCGGAGGUGGCGGUGGCAGCGUCGGGGGCAGCGUCGGUGGCAGCGUCGGUGGAAACGUCGACGCCUAUAGGCAAAGCAGUAGCGCGAGUCCACGCGGGGUUGUAACUGGCGGCGGUUAUUGCGGAAGUUCGGCCAGCACACCCCACAGUCACAGCACCAAUGGAAGUUACUCGGUCGCCAAUCCCUACGCGGGUAGUCCAACCCUUUACACUUCGCGACUAGGAGAGGUUGUCGGUUCGCCGUUCAACAUGAAUCCAUUUAUGUUGCCCACCUGCAGCCAAGGAUACUCAAACACCGCCAGUCCGUUGCUCUCGUCUAGUAACAAAUAGUGUUACGAGAUGUAAGCUCCGACGAGAACGCGAAAUGUCUCCGCCUUCGCGAAAGCGAGAUUCGCUGACGCCGAACGUUUCAGCGGAUUCUAACGUUCCCUUAAUCAUUGUAUUUGUAGUUGACAAUAUCGCUUUCCCGGGAGUCGGAGUCGGGCCUGUUCGGGCCCCACGUUUUCCCAGUUACAGCACAAAAUAGUCGGGGGAAAAACAAAGAAACGCGUAAUCGUUCUCGUCGGAGCUUGAGAAAAUCGUGUUUGGAAGUUCUGUAUAUCGAAACCAGUGCAAAAAGAAAUCGAUAACGUUUUACGAUCAACGAUCGAAUAAGUUAAGGAAUGAUACAUAUCGAGAAACACUUGUUUUCUUUCUCUUUCUUUUCCCGCAUCUAUCGACAUAGUCGCUCGGAUGGUACAAUAUUUAUACGAAAGUGAAACCGAAGAUAAUUAAGAUCGGCCGUAUUCGAAGUGCGAAGAGCAAUCUAUCGAUCGUUGUCGGUUCUCGGUGUUGUGUAACAGAGACUGUUGUAAACAAAAAAAACGUUCAACCCUCGAACACGGUAACUUUGUUUCGUUGAGGAUGAUGCGACCGCACACUUUCUGCUGUUCCAAUCACGGUAAUUAGUCGGCGGAUCUUUAUGCGAGAUUCAGAAUUUUCCGCAUCGAUCGCAGGGAACGGGAGGUUUCGAUGAUUUGUUUCGUCUCUUGAUGAUUUGGACACGUUGAAAACGAUGUUACGAUAUUUAUAAAUUUUAUGAAUCUCUCUGUCUCUCUCCCCCUCUAAAAUCCGCAGUCUAGUGAACUAAAAUCUACCACGUAAGAUCAUUUUUCCUGGAUUGUUUCGGUCAUCCCGCCGUACCGUCAGCUUACGGAGAAGCUGUCCCAAGCUGUCAACGAAAAGAUUCACCAGGCCGAACGACUAUAGUCGUCUCGUAAUACCGAUGUAGCUGUAUCGGAAUGCGAGGAGAGCGUUUUCACGGAUGGGCUCGAACGCGUCCGGCAUUUUCGUCUUCUUUCGCGGGCGCGCGCCGCCGUUUAACGCGACGAAAACUUGUGACAGAAUAUUUUUGAAAGUGUUUUCCAUCGAUUUUGUAGCAAGGUGGUCGAAGAAAUUUCGCGCGACAAAUCGUACGUGUUCGGUGAACGGGAGCAGUAUACGUGUGAGCAGGAAGAUAGUGCGUUGUUCACAGGGUGUCGGGGAAUUUUCUAAUGAAUCCGAGCAGAAAGCUGUCGAGGGUCGGGGAACGCGGACACCGGCUAGACGGACAUAUCGCUUAUCACUGAAUAACAGACAUCAUAGUUUUAGAGAGCAUUUUCGACUUUGAAAUUUUAACUUCCUACCCGUACGUUUUAAGAAGACUAACCAAUAUCAGCUAGGUAGAGCGUAUCGUCUAACGUGUAAUUUGUAAAUUUUCUUGUAAAUAUUGUUGCGAUGUACAAAAAAAAAAAGACGACAGAAUUAUUUCUAGGAGCCCAACGAAACGAUAUUAAAACGGGAUUGUAGGACGAAGAAUUAUUAUAUAUAGGUGUACAUAAUCGUAGAGCAACCGUAGCUUGACUCCGUAUAAUUGUAUGAUUGUAUGGCGGCGAUCCAACCUUUCAACGUGCGGACUAUACACGCGUAUAGUCGGUGGAAUAAGUGUACAGGGUGUUCCAAAAUUAUAGC